UACCACGACACACUGGUGCUCAUACAACCCGGUCUGAAUCUACUGGAAACGCGUCUGCUGGCCGUGCAGCGAACGGCGCAUGGGCAACAGCACAGUUCUUGGAAGGCGGCCUAUGAUGGGCCCCCGCUGGCUGAUGAUUGGUUGGUGGAUGAACAGGGCUACGGACUGGGUGUAGAUGAUGUGGAGGCCGAACCGCGGCGGAAUCGGCAUUUCUCGGGGCGCCUGAACGACUUGGAUCUGCUGCGCAAGCGCCUGUCCUGA
This is a messenger RNA of Dibothriocephalus latus, 261 nucleotides long. Lineage: Eukaryota; Metazoa; Platyhelminthes; Cestoda; Diphyllobothriidea; Diphyllobothriidae. The record is from the annotation of a GenBank genome assembly.